CUAAGAUGGCGGCGGCGGCGGCAGCCGUGGCGGGGGCGGGGCGCGGUGGCGGGGGCGCGGAGCCCGGGCAGGAGCGGAGCCGGGCCCGAGGUUGGGUCGGCGCGGAACGCAGCGAAGGCCGGAGGAUGGAGCCAAGUGAGGAGCCAGAGGAGGAGGACUCUCCAGGUGGCAGAGAGGAUGGCUUCACUGCUGAGCACCUGGCCGCGGAGGCCAUGGCAGCCGACAUGGACCCCUGGCUGGUGUUUGAUGCCCGUACCACGCCUGCCGCUGAGCUGGAUGCCUGGUUGGCCAAGUACCCACCAUCCCAAGUUACCCGCUAUGGGGACCCAGGUUCACCCAACUCUGAACCUGUGGGCUGGAUUGCAGCCUAUGGGCAGGGCUAUGCCCCCAACUCAGGUGAUGUACAGGGCCUCCAAGCAGCCUGGGAGGCUCUGCAGACCAGCGGCCGGCCCAUCACGCCAGGUACCCUGCGCCAGCUGGCCAUCACCCACCAUGUGCUUUCCGGCAAGUGGCUGAUUCACCUGGCACCUGGCUUCAAGCUGGACCAUGCCUGGGCUGGUAUUGCCCGUGCUGUGGUUGAGGGUCAGCUUCAGGUAGCCAAGGUGAGCCCACGGGCCAAGGAGGGUGGGCGGCAGGUCAUCUGUGUUUACACUGACGAUUUCACGGACCGCUUGGGUGUACUGGAGGCAGAUUCUGCCAUCCGUGCUGCAGGCAUUAAGUGCUUGCUUACCUACAAACCAGAUGUCUACACCUACCUGGGCAUCUACCGAGCCAACCGCUGGCACCUUUGCCCCACUCUCUAUGAGAGCCGUUUCCAGCUUGGAGGCAGUGCCCGUGGCUCUCGAGUGCUGGACCGUGCCAAUAAUGUAGAACUGACCUAGGGGAGCUAAGAGGGAGAGACCAUCCUCUGCCCCCUGCUGGGGAUGGAUCCUUCUGUCUCCCUCCUCCUUGUCCCAAGAAGGCCACGUUCCCUAGUUCUGAGGACUAGUUCAAUGGGAACUGCCUGCACUCAGACCCCUUGGACUUAUGCUCUCUGUGCAGGGCCAACUCCAGCCCUACAGGCUGGGGGCUCUGGCUCCCUGAGGGCCGGGCCCUCAGUGUCCCUCUUUGAUGCUGCUCCCCUCCACUGCCCAGGACCACAGGUUGGGUGCAGAUACUCCAGAGCGCCUGUCCUGGCCACCUCUGUUCCUCUACUACUGUCCUCUCCCUUUACCUGCAUUCUUCCCUCCUUCCUCCCUCAUAAGGGAGAAAACCUAGUGCUACCAGUCCCUGCCCUUGGAGCCAUCAUAGUCCAGGUGGCAGGGGUCCUGAAGGACUGAGCAUGCUGUUUGGACCUGUUCAUCAUCUGACCAAAUGGGGGUGCAAGGUCAUGGACAUGGGACCUGCCCCUGCCAAAUCACAGCCUGCAUCACCCAUCAUCCCUUCCCUGCCUACCUUGACAUGUGCCUGCUCCUGGCAUUUCAAUAAAACCCACCUUGGGUCUAUGUCUUGAGUGUUUUUUA
Messenger RNA from Nannospalax galili (Upper Galilee mountains blind mole rat), 1502 nucleotides. It is a transcript of the gene CUNH11orf68, whose product is annotated as chromosome unknown C11orf68 homolog. Lineage: Eukaryota; Metazoa; Chordata; Mammalia; Rodentia; Spalacidae. Bases 6 to 881 code for a protein of 291 amino acids. The transcript has 2 exons. The record is from RefSeq and is a predicted model, not a curated record.